AUGCAAGACUCUUCUCUCCCAGCCACAGUUAUCGAGAAACCCUCUUCGACCAAAGCUUCCGACGCCGGUGGAGGUGCUUAUCGCCGGCGUCGGGAUCUGACUCCUCCGAUCAACAUGUUCUGGUUUCUACUUACCUCGUCAAUCAUUUUAGUCCUUUUUGUAUCUUUGCAAGCUUUGCUUCAACCCUCGCCAAUCCUCUCUCCCCCACUGCUCUUUAACGACAACCAAGAAACCAACGACAGAGGUCGAAGUUGGGGUUCGGCGUUUGCCCUCCCAGUUUACCUUUUGCUCGUUCAACCUUCCACUCCCAGGUCCAGAACUAAUCCAAUUACCCUAGAAGAAAUCUCACACCGGACUUCGUUGAUGGCAGGAGGUAUAUCUCUUGGACCGUCAGAUGUGCCAUGUCCGGUGGAGACGUCGACGGCGCACGGCGAGUUUUUCUUAUGGGCGACUCUUUCCAAUUUUAGAAAGAUUUCUCAC
Messenger RNA from Capsella rubella, 480 nucleotides. RefSeq lists its product as uncharacterized. The record is from RefSeq and is a predicted model, not a curated record. The annotation marks the transcript as partial. The transcript has a single exon. Lineage: Eukaryota; Viridiplantae; Streptophyta; Magnoliopsida; Brassicales; Brassicaceae.